Molecule: messenger RNA, 1182 nt
Organism: Camarhynchus parvulus
Lineage: Eukaryota; Metazoa; Chordata; Aves; Passeriformes; Thraupidae
Product: histone deacetylase 6-like
Exons: 6
Coding region: 89-916 (275 amino acids)
Molecular function (GO): zinc ion binding
Source: RefSeq, a predicted model, not a curated record
GGAGCUGGUGCUGGUCUCGGCCGGGUUCGACGCGGGCCGGGGGGACCCCCUGGGGGGGUGCCUGGUGUCCCCCCAAACCUUCGGCCUCAUGACCCACCUGCUGGGGGCGCUGGCGGGGGGGCGCCUCGUGCUGCUGCUCGAGGGCGGCUACAACCUGGCGGUGACAGCGGAGGGGGUGGGGCAGUGCCUGGGGGUCCUGCUCGGGGACCCCACGCUGCCCCCCCCCGGGACCCCCCAGCCCGCGGCGCUGCGGGCCCUGGGCCGGAGCCUGCGGGCGCAGCGGGGCUGCUGGAGCUGCCUGCGCCUGCCCCGCGUUGAGCCCCCCCCGGAGGCCCCCAAGGAGGGGGAGGGCGGCGAUGACGUCACAGCGGCCGCCGAUGACGUCACGGGGUCUCCGCCCCUGGACGCCGCCAUUCGCCGCCUGGGGGCGCUGCAGAUCGGGGACGGCCCGGGGGGCGGGGCCAAGGCGGGGCUGGGGGCGGAGUCUGAGCCAGGCCCCGCCCCCAGCGAGGCAGCCGCGGCCGCGCCCUGCUGGGAGGAGGAGGAGGAGCUGGAGGAGGGGGCGCUGUUCGCCGUGACGCCCCUGCAGGGCUGUCCCCACCUCGGGGCCGUGGCCCCGCCCCCCGCCGGGGGCGCCCUGGGGACCCUCCUGCCCCCCCCGUGCGGGGUCUGCGGGAGCCGCCGCGAGAACUGGCUGUGCCUGAGCUGCCACCAGGUGCUGUGCGGGCGCUACGUGGGGGGGCACAUGCUGACCCACGGGGGGGCCCAGGGGCACCCGCUGGUGCUGAGCCUGCGCGACCUGGGGGCCUGGUGCUACCCCUGCGGGGGCUACGUCACCCACCCGGUGCUGCUCCCCACCAAGACCUUCAUCUACCGCCUCAAAUUCGGCACUGACCCCCCCUCCUCCUCCCUCUGAGCCCCUCCCCCACCCCUCCCCCCCCACUCUUAAAGGGCUACACCCGUGCCACCCCCCCCCCAUCACCAGCACCCCCAAACCCCCCCCGGGCCAAAGGCUGGGCCGGGCCCGGGGGCGGGGGGAGGGGCAGGGGGGGACACCCCCCCCCAAAGCGCGGGGGGGUCCCGGGGCACGCGGGGGGACCCCGGUUUUGUAUCCCCCCCCCCUUUUGGAGGUUUUAUAAAAUCCCCUUUGUUACGCCGAGACACCAAUAAAGAGACGGGCCA